GCGAGCGGGACUCGGCGGCCGCAAGGUGCCGGCAGCCCCGCGGCGAGGCGCGACCCCGCCAUGCCGUGCGUGGGCGACUGGCUGAACAGCCCCCUGAGCAUCGUGCAGGGCAUCUUCGCCCAAAAUGCUCCAAACUCUGACUGGGAGAAGAAGGUAACCGAAUACUUCAAGGAGAAAUUAAAAGAAAAUAAUGCUACUAACUGGGUCCCAUCACUGAAUGAUGUUCCUGUGCAUUACCUGAAACCCAACAGCUUAGUGAAAUUUCGCUGCAUGGUUCAAGAUAUGUUUGAUCCUGAGUUUUACAUGGGAGUCUAUGAAACAGUUGACCCAAACACAAAUGCACGUGUUUUGCAUUUUGGUAAAUACAGAGAUGUGGCAGAAUGUGGGCCUCAGCAGGAAAUUGAUUUGAACUCCUCACAAACAGUCACCUCGGAGAGACAGACUUUCUACUGUGUUCCAGUGCCUGGUGAAUCAGCAUGGGUGAAGGAAGCCUACAUCAGUGCCAGCCAGGCCCGGGUGAGCCCCUCCACCUCCUACACCCCCAGCCGCCACAAGAGGAGCUACGAGGAGGAUGAGGACAUGGACCUGCAUCCCUCCAAACAGAAGGAGCAGCACCUGGGCAGUGGAGGUGAUAUCCAUGGAUGUGUGGAGCCAAAGAGAUUAGAAACAGAAGCUUCUGCAGGUCAUCAUGUCAUUUCUCCCAACUGCUCCCCUCCACUUGACCUAAAUUUUCCCUUGCCAGGAGAGAAGGGACCAGCAUGUCUUGUAAAGAUCUAUGAGAGCUGGGAGAGCUUCAAAGUCAAUGAUGUGCUGGAGGUGUUUGGUGUUCUGUCUGUGGACCCAGUGCUGAGCAUAGUGAACAGUGAAGAGAGGGACAGCUCCAGCCUGGAUCCCAUGGAGUGCAUGGACACCAUGGAGGAGCAGAGGGUGCACAGCCCCCCAGCCUCCCUGGUGCCCAGGAUCCACGUCAUUUUGGCCCAGAAGCUGCAGCACAUUAACCCCUUGCUGCCUGCCUGCCUUCACGAAGAGGAGAGCAAAACCUUUGUUUCUAAUUUCAUGUCUGAGCUGUCACCAGUGAGAGCAGAGUUGCUGGGGUUCCUCACCCAUGCCCUCUUGGGAGACAGUUUGGCUGCUGAAUACCUGAUACUGCAUCUCAUUUCUACAGUCUAUGGCAGACGGGAUGUGCUUCCUCUGGGAAAAUUCACCGUCAACCUGAGCGGCUGUCCCCGGAGCAGCGCCUUCAGCGAGCACCUGUACCGCCUCAUCCAGCAGCUGGUGCCAGCAUCCUACCACCUGCGCAUGAGCAUCGAGAGCAUGAACCACUCGCGCUUCAUCCCCCACAAGGACUACGCGGCCAACCGCCUGGUCAGCGGGCUGCUGCAGCUGGCCAGCAACACCUCCCUGGUCAUAGAUGAGACCCAGCUGGAGCAGGGACAGCUGGACACUGCAGGUGUCCAUAAUGUGACAGCCCUGGGUAACCUGAUCACUUGGCAGAAGGUGGAUUAUGACUUCAAUUACCACCGGAUGGAAUUCCCAUGCAACAUUAAUGUGCUGAUCACUUCCGAGGGCCGCUCGCUGCUGCCGUCAGAUUGCCAAGUCCACUUACAGCCACAGAUAAUUCCCCCGAACAUGGAAGAGUACAUGAGCAGCCUCCUCACUGCAGUGCUGCCCUCCGUGCUGAACAAAUUCCGAAUUUACCUGAGUUUGUUGAGGCUGCUGGACUACAGUAUAUCUGAUGAGGUGACCAAGGCAGUGGAAGAAGACUUUGUGGAAAUGCGCAAGAACAACCCCGAGAGCGUCACAGCCGAUGACCUGCACAAAAUGCUGCUGGUGGCCAGGUUCCUGUCGCUCAGCGCGGGGCAGACGACGCUGUCCAGGGAGCGGUGGCUGCGAGCGAAGCAGCUGGAGGCACUGCGCAAGGCCAGGCUGCAGCAGCAGCAAUGUGUCAAUGGCAAUGAACUUUAACACCUGCUGGAUGUCACCCUGAACAUGUCUCUAAUCCAAGGUGCAACCCAUACUAAGAUUGGAAUAUUGUUUAUACCAGUUUUUGUAGAUAAUUUAUACCAAAAAGUUAUGGAUAUUUACCCUUGCGGUCUGAACGCGCUUAACUCUGUUCAGCCACCUAAACAUAUUUUAUGGAAUUUUUUUGGACCCUGUUUUGUAAUUGAAAAUUGGUAACAUUGAGCAAAUUGUUUGAUAUUAAACUUUAAUACUGA
Messenger RNA from Melospiza melodia melodia, 2216 nucleotides. It is a transcript of the gene MCMBP, whose product is annotated as minichromosome maintenance complex binding protein. Gene Ontology annotation, biological process: DNA-templated DNA replication. The record is from RefSeq and is a predicted model, not a curated record. Lineage: Eukaryota; Metazoa; Chordata; Aves; Passeriformes; Passerellidae. The transcript has 16 exons. Gene Ontology annotation, molecular function: chromatin binding. Bases 61 to 1965 code for a protein of 634 amino acids.